UUAUGAUUUCGAUGAUGCUAUGUGGGGGUUUUCGGGGGCGGUAAAUCGAUCUAGCUAGGUCUUAUCUCCGGGAGAACGCGCAUUUUUGAGUUUUUAUGUUUUCCGAGCAAAGCUCGGUCUCCUAGUUAUUAGUGGUAAUGUAACAGGGCACUUGCAGAAGCAGCAUGCGCCGGCAUGCAUGGCUUGGGGCCUGUUCGCGUUUAGCCGAGACGGCCGCCACCGCCUGGCCGGCGUGCUGCGCGCGCUACUCAUCGCGCAGCUCGUGGUCUCGCUCUGCAUGCUGAUCUUCUGCUACAACGCUUCGCAUAAAGUCAUGAUGCUGCUCAAGGAUAUUCAUAAGGUAGCAGUGGUUCUUCUCCACGGCCUCAUAAUAUUCCAAGCGUACGCGAUGAAGCUGCACUACACUAGCGGGCUGCGACUCGUCUCGUGGCUGCUCAAGUUCUCGCACUGGUCGCGCUCGAUUAAACUCUGCCGCGUGUGGCUCAUCAGUGGCACGCUGAUCGCGCUCAACGGCUUAGUGGUGUACAGUGCGCUCAACGGGACGCUUCAGGCUUUGACCAAAGAACUCUCCACAUCGUUGCGAGGCGGAAUAGCGCAGUACCUCACGGAGCCUACUUGGAAACGUCUUCUAGAUACCAUUCAGGUGGAGUUAAGCUGCUGCGGCGCGGACGCCCCUAACGACUGGCACGAGAUCCCAUGGAUCAACAUAAACUUCUUCAAUGAACAAUCCGACACUAUUAUGAUGAUUGCUGGUGCUGACGGCAAGGUGGUGCUUCCAGUAUCUCCGUACUCGUGCUGCACCCCUCGAGUGCUCGCCGCCUGCUAUCACGACCCUUUGCAGCAGUCGGAAUGGCGCGAAGUUUGGGAGGAAGGCUCUCCGCUACUAUCUGCCUCGCUCCACACGCGCGGCUGCGUCGAGGCCGUGCGCACUCCGCUCACUAAAGCUCUCCUGAUACUACACAUUCUACAUGUGUUGAUAGUGCUGUUCCAAGUAUUCAUCGUAAUAUUGACUCGGUUGCUCGCUACCAGCGCGGAGGACGCGGUGCUGCACGGGGACUGCGACGGCGUCGGACAGGGCUACAUCUUCUGGAGGGCGCCCAACGAACGUAUACGACGCGAUCUAAGAGAGCGGGCACCCUCGUCACUGUCGCUGAUGGGCAAGUGUAGCACCUGCGCGUUGCUGCUGGACCGGCAGCGCUGCGUGCUGUGCGUGCGCAGCCCGCACGCCCACCGCGCCUGCUUGCACCGUCCUUGAUCACGCCACGCCACGGGUGUUCCGGGACGAAACUCGAGUCAGUUGCAUAUAUCUGCAGCUCGACGUUUGUCCAUCGCUGAUAUCUGCGUCACAUUAAACUAAAGUUUUACAUGUCUACGAGUCAGUUGUUAAAUUAUCGAAUCCCAUACCUAAGCUUGUCCGCGCUAAAGUACCUAAGUGGAAUCUAGAUGAAUUCAAAGAUAACCGCUAUUGUGAUUGUUUCUCAGUGUGUUCAUGCUACGAAUACUUUAUAGUUAGAGACUUGAAUAUACGUAAUUAGCUAACGGAUAAGUAACAGGAAUUAACCGUAAAAUUUUUGUUCGUAAGUAAAUAUUUGUACAUAAGGUUUGUAAAUAAAAUACUUGACGUAAUCAA
This is a messenger RNA of Cydia fagiglandana, 1630 nucleotides long. RefSeq names its product RDS/peripherin-like protein xRDS35. The coding region runs from base 179 to 1255 and encodes 358 amino acids. The transcript has 8 exons. NCBI's taxonomy places the organism in Eukaryota, Metazoa, Arthropoda, Insecta, Lepidoptera, Tortricidae. The record is from RefSeq and is a predicted model, not a curated record. Gene Ontology annotation, cellular component: membrane. Gene Ontology annotation, biological process: visual perception.